Molecule: messenger RNA, 3937 nt
Organism: Betta splendens (Siamese fighting fish)
Lineage: Eukaryota; Metazoa; Chordata; Actinopteri; Anabantiformes; Osphronemidae
Product: ankycorbin-like
Exons: 28
Coding region: 56-3598 (1180 amino acids)
Biological process (GO): lipid transport; lipoprotein metabolic process
Cellular component (GO): membrane; extracellular region
Molecular function (GO): lipid binding
Source: RefSeq, a predicted model, not a curated record
CACACACACCUGAGCAGACUCAGCUCAGCUUCAUUUUGUUUCUUUACCAGAGCAGAUGGAGGCAUGUAUGGUGAAGCCAGAAGUCAAAAAGAAACCUGUAAAGCCUAAACCUCCUCCAAAGCCUGCUCAGCUUUCACAGCUAAAAAGAAAUGAGCAAGAGAGACUGGAGCAGCCAGCUGCUCUCAGACCUCCAGGCCCUCCUAAACCUCCUCCAAAGCCGCCACAGCUAAAAAGAAAUGAGCCAGAGAGACUGGAGCAGCCAGCUCCUCCAAAGACAGAUGCUGAAACAGGAGAAUUAUCCAGCGGGAAAAUAUUCACAGAGGUUGUGAAAACUGCAGAAGCUGCUUCGAUUGAGGAGAAUGUAGCGUCUCUAAUCAGCGAUGGGUCGUGUAACAGUGAUCAUUGGGAAAACUCCAACGAAAAAGGAGGAUUUUUCAGUGUCUUCCUCCCAAAGUCCAACAAACUUCACACAGGUGGAAAACAAAAACAGGAUGUCGAGCAUCUGCAGACUCAGACGUCAGACAGUGAAAAUGUGUCAGAGAACGACGACAUAAACUCGACACAUUCACUGCACAGUGAGCUCUCUGACAGCCUGCCAGACGACGAGCUGUAUGAUGACGAGCUCUCAACCAGAGGUGAACCUCUUAAUGAAAGUCAAACGAAGGAAAGAGGAGGAAUAUUUUCUGGAAUAUUCAGAAAGUCUCCCAGACAAACAGAAACUACUGAAUCUGCAGAGACUAAGUCUAUGGACACUGAACUCUUAAUUGGAAACAAUUUAACAGAGAGAAAACAGAAGAAAAGUUCAGGGCUGUUUGGCAAAAUCCUGAAAAAGACUCAGAAACUAUCGAGGCAACAGACGGAGUCACUGGAUUCAGAGGAGGACGAGACGGAGUCGUCAGUGAUGAGCACUGAUGAGCUGUCUGAAGGCAGCAGCACCAGGGUGAAGAAAAGAGGCCUCGCUGCCAUAUUCCAAAGAUCGGUCAGCACUGAGGAUGUGUUUGAGGAGUCAAAAUCUAGCACAGAUAAGAAAAUAUCAUCCAGUUGGGACAAUCUGCUCAAAGCAACCGUGUUAAAGGAGGAGAAAACAGCACCACCAGGAAUCCUCAAAAAGUCUCCGCAACCAGCUCCACGCUCCAACAAAGCUGAGGAUCUUCGCAGCAACAAGGAGGACCUGCCCUCCAGCUGGGAUGGUCCUGAAAACUCCUCUGAGGAGAAAAAGGUCCAGUUCAUUGGGCUGUUCAAGAAGACACCAAAAACUAGGGAACCACAGAACAGUGAUGAUAUGGAGGAACUGGGAGGAGGCGAGCUGGGAUGCAGGAGGACCAUCAAGAGGAAGAAACGCGUGGUGUCGUUCAGAAUCAGGCAAACUCCUCCACAAAUACCAAAGAUUACUUCAUCAUCUCAGACUUCAGAUAAGACGCCCAUCAUUGAGGACAACGAUGAGAUGCGACAAUCGAAUCCAGCAGAGGAGGGCUCGAUAGAGGUUCAGUCUAUGGAGAUGGCAGCCUACCCAACAGGAGACCACCCUACGGAGUUUGAGCAGGAAGGUGAUGAAUUGAUGGAGUGGUGGAACACAGCUAAAGGUUGGACGGAGUGGAACGAAAUGUCAAAUAUCCAGGAGCAGGAUCAGGAAAUGGCCGUGGAGCAGGCGGCUGACCGUGUUUACCUGGCGGCCCGUGUCUUCGUGCGUCUCUUCAACCAGCGGGGCGGCUCCCUGCAGCGCCGCAUCCUGGAGCUCCUGUCUCUGGCCGACGCUGCGGACCACUUCCACAGGAAGACGGUGUCGGCCGCCGUGGGCGGGGGCGUGGCCAGCGUGGCGGGCAGCGUGGCCACCAUCACGGGGCUCAUUCUGGCCCCGUUCACGUUCGGCGCCUCCGUGAUCGUGACGGCGGUGGGGAUCAGCGUGGCGACGGCGGGGGGCAUCACCUCGGCCACGGCGAACAUCACGGACACGGUCCACUCCAGGAUGGACAGGAAGAAGGUGGAGAAGAUGAUCCAGGGCUACCAGGAGGAGAUCAGCGACAUCAGGGAGUGCUUGGAGUUUGUGCAGGAAGGUAUGGACACACUACAGGAGUGGGACUUUGAGCGGUAUUCACAAAGUGCUGCCAAAAAGGCUUUAAAUCACAGUAUCAAGCAUGUGGUAAAGGAGGGCGGCCGGGCCGGGAAAGAGCUGAUGAUCAACACCACCACACUCAUCAGCACCGUUCAGCUCUUGGGAGCCACGGGCGGCGCCAUCAAAGCUGCCCAGGUCGUCAGCGUCACCACAGGCGUCAUGGCGGCGCUCUUCCUGGCUCUGGACGUUUUCUUCCUCGCCAAAGACUCCCACGAGCUCCGCAAAGGGGCCAAAACCCAGUUUGCUGCCAAGAUCAGGGAGGUGUGUAAAGAACUUCAAGAAGGUCUGCUGGAGCUGAACAAGGUGAAGACACAGCUGCAGAAAACAAUGGACGGCAUCGAGGUGGAGGAGUACGAGGAGGUUCAGGAGGUGGAGGUGGAGAUCGAAGACGAUCUGGAGUCGGAUCCGAAGAAACUGCAUGAGCUGGAGCAGGAGCUGGACCUCCUGGAGGAGAAACUGGACAAAAAGGUCGAAGAGGAGCAGAAGAAGAGUAAAAAAGAAACUGGUAAAGAAAAAUGGAACGAGACAAAGGAAAAAAGCAAAAAGGAAAAGGAGGUUUCAGAAAUAAAGGAGGUGGAGUCAAGAAAGAAAAAUAAUAAAGACAAUAGGAAGAAUGAAAAGAAUAAAGAUGAGGUUGAAGGGAGGCUCACCCCUGAAUCACAUAUGCUUCCUGAGGAAACUGAGAAAAGUGUUAAAGCAGCUAAAGAUGGCUUCGAACAACAAUCUCAGGAAGGAAGCAAAGAAGGCAAAAGAACCAAGAAUCAAAAAGAAAAAUGUAAGAGCAAACUAGACAAAGCAACAAAACAUAGUGAAAACAAUAAAAAAACAGCUGAGGAGAAAACAGUGCAUGUCAAAGAAACCAGGAGUAGAUCAGAUAAUUCAAUAAAACAGGAAAGGGUGAAUAUAGACAGAGAAACAGGCCAAAGGAAGAGACAGGGAAGAAGAGUCAUCAUGCCUGAGUGGAAGCCUCUCAACCAACACAUGGAGGCGCACAGCAGCAGCAGCAAGAGUGAAGGAAGAGGAAGUGAUAAGGAGAAAGAGAACGACAGCAGCAACAUGGAGAGAGCUGCCAGAGGAGAAGGCAACAGGAGGGAGACGCAAAAAGGCAGAGAGCUGACAGAGGCUGAGGACGGAAGGGAGUCAGAGACAGAAGGAAGGAUGAAAAGCGAUCUGAGGAAAGAGUCUCAUCGACGUCAGACAAGAGCUUCGGCAGAGGAGGUUUUAGAAAGAGGCCUAAGGAGCAGCAUGAAGGAACCGGAUUCAUUCCAGACCAUGGCUGUGACACGGGACCAGAGGGGGGAGGAACAAGGGAGGAGGGGGGAGGACACGAGGAGGCCGUGUGAGAGAGAAGGAGGCGAGAAGGUGAAAAGGAGGAAGAGGAGAGAGGACGGAACGGGACUGAGAAGGGACGGAGCGAGGUCAGACAGGCACCGAGGACCCGGACCGCGGCCCGGUGCCCAGCUGGCAGACGGACUGUACAUUUAGCUGUACAAGUCAUGCAACUAAGACGGUGCUGCAUGCGCAAUUCAAAUAAUCUGACAUAUCCUGAAUUUCAUAAUUGUAGGAAACUUGAAUUUACUCUUAGUUGAAGGCCUGUGAAUACGGUUUUCAUUCACACCAGGUGAUGCUGUCUUUGUUUGUACGCUCUCAGAUUUAACACCAGUCAUGACUUGUACUUACUGUUUAUAAAAUGUGAUGCAACUUCACCUUUUGGGUGUUUCCACCACUGAUAAUUCAUGGUUACUGUGUUGUAUGCAGCAUGAUUGAACAUUCUUUUGUGUGGUGCUGGUCUCACUGAACAAAUAAAAGUGGAUCCCAUUGAAA